Molecule: messenger RNA, 2344 nt
Organism: Daucus carota subsp. sativus
Lineage: Eukaryota; Viridiplantae; Streptophyta; Magnoliopsida; Apiales; Apiaceae
Product: ankyrin repeat-containing protein ITN1
Exons: 4
Coding region: 164-1921 (585 amino acids)
Cellular component (GO): plasma membrane
Molecular function (GO): protein binding
Source: RefSeq, a predicted model, not a curated record
GAGCCACCACUCAAGACUGAAGACUUUUCCUAACACCUUCUCAUUUCUGUCUUUUACUCAUUUGAUCAUCUUCUUUUCCUUUCUUUUUCACAACCCAUUUCUAAUUAUCUCACCACUCAACUUCACUUUCUUUCUAUCUCUUCUUUUUUAAUUAUUCACAAACAUGAGCUCUUCCAUUGAACAAGUUGAUGAUAGAGAUUUGGAGAAAGGAAUGGCAAGUCCAUCAUCGCUUGUCGAGCAAUCGCUAGAACCAUCACCUUCACCAUCUCCGUCAGCUGCGACAGCACCAGCUUUGGUGUUGUCUAAUUCCGGCAAGAGGAUUGAUCAAGCUGGGAAGAAGAAGUAUGUAAAGCAAGUGACUGGCCGCCACAAUGACACGGAGCUGCAUUUGGCAGCUCAGCGGGGAGAUCUUGCUGCUGUGAAGAAGAUUCUCGAUGAUAUAAAUAAUCAAAUGGUCGGGACUUUAAGUGGAGCUGAUUUCGAUAACGAGGUAGCUGAAAUUAGAGCAUCGGUUGUGAAUGAAGUAAAUGAAUUAGGGGAGACGUCUAUGUUUACUGCAGCUGAGAAGGGGCAUCUUGAGGUUGUGAAGGAGUUGUUAAAGUAUUCCAGCAAGGAGACAUUGACGAAGAAGAAUCGAUCUAUGUUUGAUCCUCUGCACAUAGCUGCUACUCAAGGGCAUCAUGCUAUUGUCCAGGUGCUUCUAGAACAUGAUCCAGAGCUUAGCAAAACUAUAGGGCCAUCACAUGCAACCCCUCUAAUAUCAGCAGCUUCAAGGGGACAUAUAUCUGUAGUAAAUGAGCUACUGUUAAAGGAUUGUAGUUUGUUGGAGAUUCCCAGAUCAAAUGGGAAAAAUGCAUUGCAUUUGGCUGCCAGACAGGGACAUGUGGAAAUUGUGAGGUCAUUGCUUGAAAAGGAUCCACAGUUAGCAAGAAGAAAAGAUAAGAAAGGACAGACUGCAUUGCAUAUGGCUGUCAAAGGUGUUAGCUGUGAGGUGGUAAAACUGCUGCUUGAUGCGGAUGCAGCUAUUGUGAUGCUUCCAGACAAGUUUGGUUACACAGCACUACAUGUAGCCACCAGGAAGAAGCGAGCUGAGAUAGUGAAUGAGUUGUUAUGCCUCCCUGAUACCAAUGUUAAUGCACUAACAAGAGAACAUAAAACUGCUCUGGACAUAGCUGAAGGUCUCCCACUCUCUGAAGAUUCAUCAGAUAUAAAAGAUUGCCUAAUUCGUCAUGGUGCUGUUAGAGCUAAUGAGCUGAAUCAACCAAGAGAUGAAUUGAGGAAUACUGUGAGUCAAAUAAAGAAAGAUGUCCACACACAGCUUGAGCAAACUAAGAGAACAAACAAAAAUGUUCAUGGAAUUGCAAAAGAACUCAGAAAACUUCAUCGAGAGGGAAUCAACAAUGCCACCAACUCGGUCACUGUGGUGGCGGUGCUUUUUGCAACAGUAGCAUUUGCAGCUAUUUUUACUGUGCCUGGUGGAGAUAACGAUGAUGGAACGGCUGUUGUAGUGAGCCGUGCAUCUUUUAAAAUAUUUUUUAUCUUUAAUGCCAUCGCACUUUUCACUUCCUUGGCUGUUGUCGUGGUUCAGAUCACGUUAGUUAGAGGUGAGACAAAAGCAGAAAGAAAGGUAGUGGAAGUGAUUAACAAGCUUAUGUGGUUAGCUUCUGUAUGUACUUCCGUGGCAUUUAUGGCAUCUUCUUACAUUGUGGUCGGUCGUAAGUAUGAGUGGGCUGCAAUUUUGGUUACAGUGGUAGGUGGAGUGAUAAUGGCUGGAGUUCUUGGCACCAUGACUUACUAUGUUUUCAAGUCUAAGAGAAACCGAUCAAUGAGAAAGAAGGGGAAGUCUGCGAGGAGUGGCUCCAACUCAUGGCAUCAUUCUGACUACUCUAAUUCAGAAGUUGACCGGAUAUAUGCUCUCUAAAGUUAUAGGGGACAGAGAAUCUAGCUUCUUAAUACUACCCCAGCGUUGAAUACGGCUGAGGGACUUUCGCACUGAGGGACUGUUGCAAGACAGCUGUAAGCUCAUUAUGUUGUAAUUAUGAAUAGAGCACUCUUCAAGUCUAGUCUAGCUCAAGGGUGUAUAGUCCACACCUUUCACUAGAUUAGAUCUGAGUAUUGGUGUUUUUUUUAAUGAGAAAUUUAAGAUACAAGAUCUUCCUGAAAGACCUGGAAGACAUAUAUCAGGAUUUCGUAUUAUAUCCAAAAUGCUUGAGCAUUUGGUGGAUGGAAGCUCUUGUAUGAAGUCUGUAGGGGUAAGCUGAUUGCAGCAAAAGAAUGAUAUAUCAUAUGAUAUUCUUAAUGGAGAAUGAACUGUAUAAAGAUAUGUUGCGUUUCCAACUCUCAA